Dermatophagoides farinae (American house dust mite) is the source of this 508-nucleotide messenger RNA. RefSeq lists its product as uncharacterized. The record is from RefSeq and is a predicted model, not a curated record. Lineage: Eukaryota; Metazoa; Arthropoda; Arachnida; Sarcoptiformes; Pyroglyphidae.
GAAUAAUAGGGGUAUAAAUAUGUUCACACACGGCCACAUACAUUCGAUUUUUUUUUUGCUAACUCAUCAAAGGCGAUUUGAUUACCGAUUCAAAUCGAUAGAUGGCCAUAGUGGAAUAUUCUUGUAGAGUGAGAUACCACUUUAGUGUAAACAGGCCGUAAUAUAACCGCUGUUUUUAGCCAGUUUGACAAUUUGUUUGAAUUAUUGAAAAAUUUUUGAAUUUAAAUUCAUCAUGGAUGCUGUUGAUUCAAUUGAAGCGCAUUUGCAACGAGAUAAAUUACGAUUAGAAAAAAUAUCUUUGAAAUUGGAUUCAAACCUAUAUCGUUGUGGCAAAAAAAAUGAACUACAAUAUGGUCAACAAUGUGCUUUAGACAAUAUUGAUCAAAUUCCUCGAAAACUAAAAGAAAUGUAUGAUCGAUUGGAAAGUUUAAAAGCUAAACGUGAUGAAUUUAUCCAAGAGAAUCAUACAAAAUUGGAACAAUUAGAGAAAAGAUCGGAAAAAUUUUAA